Messenger RNA from Laccaria bicolor S238N-H82, 1598 nucleotides. RefSeq lists its product as uncharacterized. The coding region runs from base 144 to 1598 and encodes 484 amino acids. Gene Ontology annotation, molecular function: RNA polymerase II cis-regulatory region sequence-specific DNA binding; DNA-binding transcription factor activity, RNA polymerase II-specific. The record is from RefSeq and is a predicted model, not a curated record. NCBI's taxonomy places the organism in Eukaryota, Fungi, Basidiomycota, Agaricomycetes, Agaricales, Hydnangiaceae. The transcript is spliced from 9 exons. Gene Ontology annotation, biological process: regulation of transcription by RNA polymerase II. Gene Ontology annotation, cellular component: nucleus.
GGUCUCGCUUAGCAUUACGGCAAGCCGAGACGGUAGUUCCAUUGAAGUACAAGAGAGUCCUCAGCAUCCGGAUUCACUCCCCCACUCGUAAAGACUCCUGCUCAACUAUUCUGGCGAACGAUCUAACAUUGCAAGGCACAUCAAUGGAGGAUUCGAAGCGAGAAGUUAACAUAGACUCUUUGCGCCGCGACGCCACUGAUGGAUCAUAUCACUGCCCACAAUGCAAUGCUCCCUUCACGAGGAGAUCGAACUUAAGGAGGCACUAUCAUAUUCACAAACGCAACAUGAGCUUUCAAUGUGCAAAUUGCAACGCAUCUUUUCCAUCGAACGACGUCCUGCAAAGUCAUGUCGUACAUUGCCCACCUACUCCCACAUGGGAUCCAGCGGCGGAUCCUCUUUUCCAGGCGAUGUCUUCAUUCACUCCCCAUUCCCUUGAACCUACAGGAAACGGCAACUUGGGCAUUCUUGGCUCAAAUUCAACAAGCGAUGCGGAUUUUACAGAUUUCCUCUCAUCGUUAUCUUCCGAAGUCCCGCAGCAGUUUGAUGGGAGUUUUCAGUAUGGAUUUUCACCAGAGCCGACAAAGAUGUCCCCUUCCCCUGCGCGAACAUGUAGUCCAUCAUCUGCAAGCUCGUCAUCGGCUUCGUCAUCGUCGUUCAUCGCAUCACCUGAUUUUACACUAGAUCCACGGCUGUAUAAGUCUGGCUCUUCACAAUCUCUGUUUUCAUCGCAGCCCUCGCCCACAUUCCAGACAGUGGACCCGACAUCGCUCUGGAAUAGCAGAGGAAACUCCCUUGAUCGACCAAUUUACACGAGCCAACAAGUUGGAGAUAUGUUGGACGCUGUCAGUAGUUGUCUGAUUGGCACAAUCGACACUGUGAUGAGGACAUGCCCACAUCCGGACGGCGGCUUCAACACGUCGAGUCUACUCCCCGCCCCAGGCGCGUACAGUAGGAAUCCGGAUCUGAAGCGGAUGAUUCUAAACGAAGCCCUACCUCGCUUGAUCGCCGGGCUAGACGACACGAGGGCCCCCUCAGACCCCGUAGGGUUCAACCAUAACAUACAUCCGCACUAUAACCUUCGGAGCAUGUUGACGAUACGGAGCCAGUCGUCAUUUGGUUUGCAAAGAAAGAAGGCAAGAAAGCGAGUGGGAAACCAGAUACUUCCGCCCCCCUGCAACUCGACUUUCACUCUCUUUCACCCUCUCAUGUCCAAGGGGAUUCAUUCGAACCUUGCCCACAAUCGGAGAGAAGAGAGUUUCGGCCCAUCCAUCGUGCACCCCCAUCACGAUCCGCCCUCCACCUCGCACCGGAACGAAGAAAGCCUGCGCCCGUAUGGUGAAAAGCCCUCCCAGCAAUCGACAUCGGUAGGGAGAAUGUUUGUCGUUGGUUGGAGGAAAGCGAGGGAGUGGAUAUGGGUGUGCGAUAACGAUGGCAGCGGCCACAUCGGGAACUUCGAUGCAAAGAGAGAAUUUAUGCUGAGUUUCUGCAUAUGUGUAUCAGGAUUCCGUAACGAGAGACUAACGAGGUUGGCGACCUACCUGGGGAAGGGUAGCGAUGUUGUCUUGUCAGCACCAUUAGUUGGUGGACACGCCAAGUAG